This is a messenger RNA of Athene cunicularia (burrowing owl), 2306 nucleotides long. Its product is annotated as protein kinase C theta type-like. Gene Ontology annotation, biological process: protein phosphorylation. The annotation marks the transcript as partial. NCBI's taxonomy places the organism in Eukaryota, Metazoa, Chordata, Aves, Strigiformes, Strigidae. The transcript is spliced from 3 exons. The record is from RefSeq and is a predicted model, not a curated record. Gene Ontology annotation, molecular function: ATP binding; protein serine/threonine kinase activity.
AUGUUUUGCGUCUGUCUUUAUCACUCCUCUCUUUGGGCAGAUAUUGCUAGGGCAGAAGUACAACACCUCCGUUGACUGGUGGUCCUUCGGAGUCCUCCUGUAUGAGAUGCUUAUUGGCCAAUCUCCUUUCCAUGGCCAAGAUGAAGAGGAGCUUUUCCAGUCUAUCCGAAUGGAUAACCCGUUCUACCCUCGCUGGCUCGACAAGGAUGCAAAAGACAUUUUGGUGAAGCUUUUUGUGAGAGAACCUGAGAGGAGACUGGGAGCCAGAGGGAACAUCCGCCAGCAUGCCUUUUUCCGGGAAAUAAACUGGGAAGCGCUAGAAGAAAGAAGGAUGGAGCCUCCUUUCAAACCAAGAGUGAAAUCUCCGAGUGACUGUAGCAACUUCGACAAGGAAUUUCUAAAUGAAAAACCUAGACUGUCCUGUGCUGACAGAGCACUGAUUAACAGCAUGGACCAAAAUAUGUUCAGCAACUUUUCUUUUGUGAACCCUAAAAUGGAGAAAAUAUUUUCCUGAGAUCUGCCUUACUGAAGGUGUUCUCUGUAAUGGUUUGAGAAACACUUUGUCAACUGAAGACUGUGCAUGGUUAUUUUUACCAAGAACCCUCCAGAAAAACACCUCAGUGAAAGUUUGUACCAUGCCUGGAGGCUUCCAGCUUACUCCAGUCCAUAACAGAUGCCAGACACCCUUCAUUAAUGAUGAAGUUUCUUUGUGGUAUCUUUUGGUCUCUCUUCUCUCUUUUCCCAAUGUUCUUGAAGUUGAGAGAACCUGAAAAUAAGGAAGUGCUGUUCCCCGCAACUGUACACACAGCCAGUGGGUUUCUCUGUAAGAAAAGUGUAUUUGAGCUUCUGGGGAUGUCAGUGCCCACUUCUGCAAUUCUCACCUAGGCUCAACCUUCUUCUGAAGGUCAAGUGGUUUGCUCAAGGCCUGAGGGUAUCUGGGAAGGCUUCAGGCUGGAUGCUUUGGUAUCCCCCACUUGUACAUGUGCAGAACUGUGCAUGUGCGCACAGUUUUGAAGAAGCAGUUUUACUCCCUACACACUUUAAAAAUAAUCUUUGCAGGUGUUAGGAUUCAGUUUUGAUCUGCUGGGACAAAUAAAUUUUGCAGGUGCUUAUUCCAGCAUUUUUACACCUCAGUCAGAGGUGCUGCAGUUAAGGACUCAGCCCUGAAGGAGGAAUAUUGACGUGGCAAGUAUCAAGAUCAAUACAGAAGAACAGUGGUUUACACUUAGUAUUUGAGCAGGAAGGAUGGGAAGCUGCAGUCCAGCAGAAAGCCUCAAGAACUUCUGUUCUAAAGCUUUAACUGUCCUCACACACACCAGGCUCAGAGCCAAAAUCCAGACUGGGCUUUCUGGAGUUUUAUCCUAAAACUGCAUGAGAAAGGUGGAAGAGGUUUCCUCGAACCACUGCAUUAUCAAACUGGCCUUCCAGUCACAACAAAGGCCUAUUUUACUUGAAAGGUAGUAAUCAGUGUUUGCAAAGGUUGAUAUACUUUCUCUUGCUCUAAAUGACAUCCCAACUCUUUGCACGCACGGUGGACGUAGGCCAACAAACUGCACCCAACGCUCACAGCGCAGGACGGCAUAUCAGGUGAGGGUGGUCCUCCCAUGACAUUUUGCUGUGUGUUCUAUCCCUUUGCAGUCUGUGGAAAUGUAGAUGAGUUUAAAAAGGUCUUUUGAUGAUCCUUUCACCACAGGAUCCUUUAAAUAAAGAAGCGCUGUUUUCUGAGAUUGGAGAGAUGUAGAACUGCCCAGUUACUGCUUGCCACUGAGAUAUCAGUUAAAUACUGGGUCAAAAUUAACUCACAGCCCAAGUAGAGGAUUCUGUAAUAGCUUAGACUUAGGGAGUCACCCAAGUUGGUGUUGGACUCUUAAUUGAAGUGUAUGCAUUUGGAGCUUCGUUGUAUCAACCCCGCCAGUCCAUUGAGAAGAUCUAGAAGGUGAGUCUUCCCCAAAUCAGAUUCCCUUCAGAGGGGUCUCUCUGCCUCUGCUGGACCAGGCUGUCAACUUGGACCUCCCAACAAGACAAAUACAGCCUUGUGGGCAGUCCUGGGAUAUUGCUGUCAGUGACUACGGGCACUGAAACCUGCAGGACCAAGAGCAGAAGUGCCUAAUGUCGACAAGAAAAGCGGAGCACCCUGAAAAAGGUUGCAGUCCAGUGACUCUCAUUAAAUCCUUGUUUGUGCUGUAUGAAACGCAGGGGGCAUCUGUGCUCACCGUUUGUGCGGCUGGUCAUCCUGUUUAAUUAGAACGGUUAACAUGAAUUUAUUUUUUUUUUUAAUGCCAGUGCUGUUUGUACAGUUUAAUAAA